Molecule: messenger RNA, 1398 nt
Organism: Cyprinus carpio (common carp)
Lineage: Eukaryota; Metazoa; Chordata; Actinopteri; Cypriniformes; Cyprinidae
Exons: 10
Coding region: 1-1398 (465 amino acids)
Biological process (GO): immune response; cell surface receptor signaling pathway; positive regulation of T cell proliferation
Cellular component (GO): external side of plasma membrane
Source: RefSeq, a predicted model, not a curated record
AUGCAUCAUUCAGAAGUUGUGCCAUCAACUGUGGUCCACGAUCUGAGACAAGGGUUGACUGUACAUGGUCCCUCUGGUCCUCUGGUUGCUCCUCUGGAAUCUUCGUUGGUUUUGCCCUGUUAUGUUGAUGAACUUUUACCAAUGGAGGGUCUUGAGGUGGAAUGGAAAAGAACAGACUCAGAGACUCUGGUUCAUCUGUUUCUGGAGGGUGAGAGUCGACCAGAGGCCCAGCAGCAGGAUUAUCAGGAUAGAGCUCAUUUCUUUACUGAUCAGAUUAAAAAUGGAAACUUCUCCCUUCGUCUGAACAAUCUGAGAGCUGAAGAUGAGGGGCGAUACACAUGUACAGUUCACAGUCAGCACGAUUCUGGUGAGACUGUGGUUCAAAUAAAAGAUGUUGAGCGUUUGCUAGUAUCAGGAUCGAGUCACUCCAUAUCUGUGUCUGUGGGUGAAGAUGUCACACUGAACUGCUCUGUAGACUCUCACAUCCCACCUGAACAUUUUGAAGAGGUUUCAUGGAGGAAAACAGAUGAAGAUAUUCUGGUUCUGUUCUAUCAAAAGAAUAAGACUUUUCCAGAUUCAUCAGAUGAUAGGUACAUAGACAGAGUUGAGUUCUUCACUGCUGAAAUUCCUAAAGGAAACUUCUCUCUCAGACUGAAGAGUGUCAGAACUGAGGAUAAAGGAGUUUACAUGUGUCAAGUGUUUGCUGGAGGACUUUCAGCUAAUGCAACUGGAGUACUGAAUCGGAUGGGUCUUUCUGUUUCCCACAUAAUGGUGCUGAUUUUCUGUAUUACUGCAUCUGGAUCUGCACUUCUGCUCUGGUGGCUGAUCUACUGCAGAUCUAAAUUUUUCACAGACCCAAUUGCAACCAGACAUGUCAGGACUCUUGGGGUUCUUCAUGCAUUUCUUCCAAAUAUUAUGAUGUUUGUGGCUUUUGUCCUCUGGGGUGUUACAGAAGGAUUUCUGUAUGAGACCGUCUCUUGCUGUGCUCUAUAUAUCCAGAGGCCUCUGAUGUUGAUUUAUGUUGCACCAUAUUUAGAACACAUGUCAGAUUUAGCUCUUCAGUCUGAAUAUUUCCUGGAAAUAGUGGUUUAUUCUUCAGUUCUUUUCAGCAAAGCCUUGGGAACAAUGGUGCAUUAUAAUGUCUCUGAUAAAAUCAUGAUGAUCAUUAUAUUUGGAAUCAUGAUUUUGCUCUGUGUCAUCUACUUCAUUUACUCUCUACAGAUGUCUGCUAUCGAGGUGCCCCAUGCCAAAGCCCAGGAGGAAGCCACAGCUCUUGUAGAGUGUGCUCUCACUCCAAGGGGGCACGAGGCUCCUCCUUCAAGGUCGUCAGGACCAAGAGGAGAUCCCAAGAGGGUACCAGGUGGGGGCGCAGAGGAUUCAGCCUCCUUGCACCCCUAA